AUGGAUCUCGAGCCUCAUCGAAAUAUUGCUGUCAAAAGUAAUCCAGGAUAUCAUAAAAUGACCGAAGAGGGGGAGCACAGUCGAAGUCCAGACGAAUGUGCCCAAGCAGGCCUUUGGGAGGUUGAGCCACUAUAUUACAGUAUCCCUGGUCGGACGGACCGCAGUCGUCGCGGCAAGGCUUACCGCAAAAGAGCAGACGGCGAAAUAUGCUGUUUCGAAGCGCAUGAUGGGGUUCUGUACAAACCAGGUGACACUGUCUAUAUCGAGGCAACUCCUUCUGAUCCUUAUAUUGUUGGGUCAAUUGCAAUGUUCAAGAUGACAAAGAGAGAUAUGCUGUCUGUGAAGAUAUCGCGGUUUUUCCGACCGGAAGACGUGCCAGAAAUUUCACUUAGCCUCAUUUCACAAGAACGAUUAGAGAUGGAUUUCGCAGAAGAGCCAACACCAGAAGUGCUUUCUCGUGAGCUAUUCACCUCCGAAACGACAGCAUUCCAUUCUAUUUCAAGCCUAAGAGGCAGGUGCGAAAUUGCUUUCGUCAAAGAUAUACGAAGCCUUGGCGGGUGUGACCUCAGUAAAGAGAAUACGUUUUUCUCGUGUCUGUCGUACAAUCAAGAAUCAUCCAGGCUGGCGUCCGUGCAAGGAGAAAUUCGAGUUGGUGCCUCGUACCAGGCAAAAUUGCCGGCUGAGGCGACUUGCUCAGUAGCAGAUGAAGCCGAUCGUGAUGAACUUCUCUAUCGGCCUGGUAUGAUCGAUCCAGGUACUGAGGACAAGUAUAUAAAAUUGGCUCGAAGCUUUCGAAUGUUCGCCAUGAUGGAAACUAGAAUGUUGGACACGGAGAAACACUCGCGGGUUAGCGAUCUUCUCUUUGACGAUGCGCUUACAACACUGCAUCGUUGCGGAUACAAGUUCGAUGAAGCGCUCAAAGAAAUGAAUGCAAAUGAUAAACUGCUUUCUGCUGACGCAAAUUUCAUGACUGUAGAGGACACCAAGAAGUUCUGCAAGGGUAUCAAGACGAUAGGGAAGAACUUUGUGCGCAUAAGCCGUGAACUUCUACCCCUCCAUAGCAGGGACCAGUUGGUAGGUUUCUACUAUUUGUGGAAGAAAACCUCAGAUGCUGUAAAACCCAAACCGCUCUCAAGACAGCGAAAUCAAGUGACAUCCAUCAAAAGGAAUUCAAAGAACUCCCAAAGCAAGACAUCUCGACCGGCGUCCACGGAGUUAUUGGAUUACGCCUCGGCAAGCGAAGGCGAAAUGGAAGGAUUCGAUGCAGAAAAGGCUGCACAAUACGCUUGUCAUCACUGCUAUGGCUCAAAGAGUCGUGACUGGCAUCAUGCUGGUAGAGAUGGUUUGCUAUUGUGUUCGGACUGUCGUCUUUUCUAUAAGAAAUACGGUCAACUGCGUCCGGUUGAUCGUCCUUCUACUGUUCCUCCAUGUCUUUUCAAACGUAGUCCUUCUGGGCUGGAUGUUGAUGAGGACAGCGGUGUAAGAACAAGGGCUGGGAAGAAGGAACGACGAAGAACCCCUUCGAUAGGCGAAGAACGCCGCAGCCCGAGUCAAGCGGCUUCUAUACAUGAGUUCGAUCUCGACAAAGUGCCUAUCACUAAGGCAAAGAAUGGGAAAAGGAAACGAGCAAAUCACCUGCAGCAUCAUAAUGGUCUACCUUCUACUACCAACAGUGCAAAGAAAAAGAAGGAGGAUGUGGAUGAAGAUAGCAGCAGCGGAAAAGAGGAACCAGUCGCUGAGGAGGCGAAAGGAACAGUGAUGACGGAGGCUGUGAAAAAAGAGGAGAAUGCUGCUUUGUCUCCAAAUUCUGCCAGUGCAAACGCUGUAGAGAAACUUUCAGCAAGUAAUAGUAACGAGACUGUCUCUGAUUUGAAAAUGGAACUCGAAUCUGGCAGACCCUUGGAGAAACUAGAAAAAGUAGCGAGGAUGGUAGAGGAGGUGAAACCUGAGAACAGUCACGUCGAAGAGCUUAAGAAGGAGGAGAAACUCUUCGAUGAUAUCGAAUCCGAUGAAAACGAUGAGAACGUAGCCAGUGUCAUCACCGAUGAUAACACAUGGAAACAUGGUGAUCAGGAGGCAUGUUCGUCAAAGAAUGCAAUAUUUGUGCAGACGAUCGUUCGACCAUGCGGUCAGAUGUGUGCACGAACAGAUCUGUCAUAUCGUAUGCCAAGCGAUUGUGAAUGGGCGAGGCGAAAACGCGAGAAGAAAGAAAAAGCUGCAGCAGCUGCAGCAGCUCAGCAACAACCGCCGACUCCGACACAACCAAAAAAGCCUGACAUCAACGGCAUGAUUUCUGGAGGCAUUGCUGACUUAUCGCGAGUGGCAGCGAUGAAUAGCCAAAUCCCUAUGUUUUCUGGGAUGGAUCCUAUGACGGUUGCUAUGAUGCAGCAAAUGCAGCAAGCACAGCUGUUGGAAGCUCAACAGCAUGCUGCAGCUCAGCAACAACAUAUGAUGAAGAUGGAGAUGCAGCGUCAGCUAGCAGCUGCUGGCCGUAUCCCAAUGAUGCCUUUUAUGGACCAGCGAAUGGCCGCAGCCACCGCCGGUCUACCUUUUAUGCCAAGUCAGCAGCCGACAGACAUGCAGAGAUUUCAGAUGGAAAUGAUUCAAGCGCAACAAAUGGCUGGCGCAAUGAGUGGUGCAAUGGCCCCUCCUCAGGGUCUCGCAUCUCCCGAAAUACAGGCUCUCAUGAUGCAAAUGAUGAUGGCCAACCAAAUGACCAUGCCUCCAAUGGCUCCUCCCUCGAUGCAGGCUACCACUGCGAUGUCUGCUGGCUUGCCUCCCAGCUUAGGACUCCAUCCUGCUCUCAUUUCUUCAUCGCAAGCGAAUGGCAUCAUGGCAAGUUCUGACAUGAUGCGACGGUUACAACAGGAAGGUUUUCCUAUGCGUCCGCAAUAA
Molecule: messenger RNA, 2895 nt
Organism: Necator americanus (New World hookworm)
Lineage: Eukaryota; Metazoa; Nematoda; Chromadorea; Rhabditida; Ancylostomatidae
Exons: 16
Coding region: 1-2895 (964 amino acids)
Biological process (GO): regulation of DNA-templated transcription
Cellular component (GO): nucleus
Molecular function (GO): transcription corepressor activity; chromatin binding; sequence-specific DNA binding
Source: RefSeq, a predicted model, not a curated record